Messenger RNA from Vanderwaltozyma polyspora DSM 70294, 3267 nucleotides. RefSeq names its product oleate-activated transcription factor PIP2 (gene PIP2). Gene Ontology annotation, molecular function: DNA-binding transcription factor activity, RNA polymerase II-specific; zinc ion binding. The record is from RefSeq and is a predicted model, not a curated record. The transcript has a single exon. Gene Ontology annotation, cellular component: nucleus. Gene Ontology annotation, biological process: positive regulation of transcription by RNA polymerase II. Bases 1 to 3267 code for a protein of 1088 amino acids. Lineage: Eukaryota; Fungi; Ascomycota; Saccharomycetes; Saccharomycetales; Saccharomycetaceae.
AUGGCUAAUGUUUCUGCAACAACAUUAUCAUCGACAUCAAAAACUAACCACUCUAAUGCUGGAGACCGUUCCACAGACGGAAUCGUCAAAAGACGCAACAGAAUCUCGUUCGUGUGCCAGCAGUGCAGAAAGGCUAAAACAAGAUGCGACAAGGAACAACCGAAUUGUACCAGGUGUAUCAAAAAUAACCUAAACUGUAUCUAUGACAUAGAAUUACAGAAAAAACCGAAAAACCCUUCGAAAAAUGCAAUCAUUAAAAGAUUGGAAAAUGAUGUAGAAAAUUAUAAAACUAAAUACUUUGCAUUACUCCAAGAAAAGCAAAAUACACCUCAACAACAUCCUCAAAUUCAACCCAACAUUCAAACUGAAACUGGAACUGGAAAUGUGAAAAAGGAGAAUCCUCAACAAAAGGAAAACUUACAGAUACCAAAUUUAAAUCCAAAUAACGAGACUACUACCCCUGCAAUCGAUGAUAUCAACCUUUACAAUUCACAUCCUUCCUUGAUUAUGAACAAUAUCAUGAAAAGAGAAGUUAAACCAUUAGCUGAAAAUUAUAUCAUCAUCCAAGAUAAAUUCUUAUCAAAUCUAUUCGCAUCAACUUUUUUGGAUCCUUCAAAAAAUUCAAUGAUCACUGCACUUUCUGAAAAUACAGCUUCUGUAAAUUUACAGCCUUCUGUAAGAAAUCAUAUCUUAAAAUUAAAAGGAAUACUGAUAAAACAAUCACAUUCAGAACAACAACGUGAUAGAAUUAACGACUUCAUGAAUAGGAUCUUGCAAAAAGAUGCUACCCCAGAAGAUGAAUCCGUAACUUCAAAUACAAGUGGAACUACAGCUUCUCCCCAUGAUAUAAACUCAAAAAGCACAGGUGUGGGUGAAAUGAUUGCCGCAAUGUCAAACAAUUUUGAACAUUCAUAUCUAGAAGAUAUGUGUGAUAAAAACAGUAAAGGUGAAUAUUACUACUCUGAUCUAAUGAAAACUUUUAUAGAUGAAUUCGAAAAAUUCUUACCGCCAUACGAUGUGAUCAUCAGUUACAAAGCUCACUUUUAUGAAUCGAUCUACCCAAAUCUUCCCUUCUUAGAUAAAGAAACCUUCGAAGAAACUCUAUCAUUUAUUUUAUUUCCUGCCCCAGCUGAUGUAAAAGAUAGAAAAAUUUCUUUGAAUUUAGGUACAAGGCAUUUAAGAAGCAAAUUAGAAAAUAUAUGUCUGUUGCUAGUUAUACUGAAACUGUCAUAUAUAUCGUUGCGAUUCAACGAAGAAGGUUCGGUAGAUACUUCUUCUUUGUUCAUUAACAAUGAAGUUUUGAAAACUUAUCCAAUUACAAAUGACGCUAUUAUCUUAGCUGAAAAGUUCCUAGUGGCUGAAAAUUUAUGUGCUUGCGCCAAUGAAAAUAUAGUAUGCUGUCUGUUGUAUAUUUGGUCCUUUUUUGUCUUCUCACCAGAAGAAGGGGAUUUCUUUUUAGAACAUCCAACAGAUAUUUUAGCAGGACUGAUAACAAUGUUAGGAGCUACAAUUGGUCUUCAUAGAGAUCCGAGAAACUUUCCACAAUUGAAAGAAUUAAUUAUACAACCUUCUUUGCUCAAUCACAGACGAAUGCUAUGGUUAGCAGUAGUCACAACAACAUGUUUUGAAUCUUGUCUGAAGGGCAGACAUCCUGUUUUUGUUCAGAAUUUGGCAAAUAUGUUUGUCGAAGAUAUUCACGCUCCUAACUGUUUAGAGAAUUAUUUGAAAAAAGUUAAAGAAGAUAUGGGUGAUUCCUUUAACCAACGCCUAUAUAAAAGCCACGAAAUAUCCUUUAAAAGAAUGCAGCUGUCUAUUUUGAUGUCCGACCUGGACUCCAUGACUUUAACGUUUAAUAGAUCUUUCAAGUUAUCUGAAAUCGAAGGGUUAAGGAGUAAGAUUGAAACAUUUUUAGAUAAUACCUUCCCAAUCCUAGAUUUCAAAGGUUCGAAUAAUACAAAUGACUGGAUAAAUCAAUUGACGAAAGUCACUACAACUGAAUACUCAAUUACUCUACAUUCAAGAAUGAUGGGAAAUCUGCUUUUAUUAAGAACUUCAAUAGCUCUUUUCCUUCACUUUGAGUCACUAAGUGAAACGAAAUUUGAGUUGAAUAAAAUACUACCUUAUCAUUAUAGAUAUUUCUUAAGAAUUUGUCUAGACACAUUAUCUUUAGUGUCUACAUUUAAAAAAUUCUUUAGUGGGGGAUAUGGUACUAAAUAUUCUUCUUUAACAAGUUAUAACGUUACAAAGACUGCACAAUUAUCAUUAUCUACUAUUAUGUUCAGUUUAUUAAGUAUCGUUAUGAGGUUGGAACUUGCAGGUGUAACAUUAUUAACUGAAUAUAAAGACAUUUCUCAACGUCAUAAUGCAAAUUUAAACAAUAAGAAUCAAACUGGUAGUAAAAAUAGCAACAAUAAGAAUGAAAAUGAAAAAAAUAGGAAAGCAAAUAAUGAUUCGUCUGAUAUAAAUGAUUACUCAGACAUAGAAUCAAGAAUGAACGAAUUAAUUGGCAAAAUUACUACAUUAAACUCAUUAAAAAAAGAAUUUGAAAAUGCGAUGGAAACAAUGCAUCAAUUAGCAUCAAAACAUUUGAGAUUUACUUAUUAUUCGGUGUUUAAGAUGUUAGCUAUAUACGACGUUCUGAUUCAAAGGGUAAGAAAGGGAGAAUUAUUAACAGGAAUUUUUAAAAUGGCUCAAAUGGAAAACCUUCAUCCGAAGGUUGUCCAAGGUUUUGCUAUGAUACUAAAUGUAGACCUUGGUGCCAGGACUACUUUGAUUGAUGACUUGAAAAAGAGAAACAGAAUUUCUAAUAUUAGUUUAGAUGAAUUAAAUGAAAUUUAUCACGCUAUCAACGUAGCUCAAAAACAAUUUAACAGGCCGCCUAGUACUAAUUUGACUGAAGAACAAAACCCAUCAAAUGUCUCAUUUCAAGACAUGAAUGACGGUGCCAAUUUGCAGAAUGCAGCUGGUGCACCUUCCAUGAAUUCUAUGUACGGAAAUAGUUUGGAUAAAUUGACUUCAGUAGCGUCAAUCUCACAAAAUAUUGAUAAUCCGCUAAAUUGGACUGGCAAUACACUUUCAAAUCCACAUUCGACCCAAAACAGUUUUAUUGGUGGCUUAAGCAAUAUGCAAUCGCCGGCUAAUGGGAAUUCAUCGAUGGGAAUUAUAAAUGAUUUUGAAAUUGACAAUGAUGGCACUUCAAAUGUUGAUUUCCGUGGUAUCUUUGGAGGAUUAGAUCUAUUCGAUUAUGACUUCCUUUUUGGGAGUUGA